Molecule: messenger RNA, 1685 nt
Organism: Nothoprocta perdicaria
Lineage: Eukaryota; Metazoa; Chordata; Aves; Tinamiformes; Tinamidae
Gene: OLFM4
Product: olfactomedin 4
Exons: 7
Coding region: 1-1524 (507 amino acids)
Biological process (GO): signal transduction
Source: RefSeq, a predicted model, not a curated record
AUGACCAUCCUGUUAAACACAGCUGGAACCUUCUUCCCAAWUGCCAAGAURAAGAACAUGAAGGUGACUGUGCUGCUCCUGAUGCAAAGCAUGGUAGCACAGGCUACUACCACAGUGGCAUCAACACAAGAGAUCCCUCUUCUCAGUACAUCACUUCAGCAUCUGACUCAGCCUAGCAAGACGACUAGCCACUUGUAUACUACUCCAAAGCUAUUUGCCAAUGUGUCUGGCUCUCUGGAUGACCAUGGAACUUGUCAGUGCUCUGUGUACUUGCCAGAUACCACCUUUCCGGUGCAGAAGGUUGAAGUACUCGAAAAGAUAGCUACAACACUUACGGAGAAAUUUGAACGUGAGCUUUCUCAAGUGAAGGAGUACACGAAAGUGAUUGAAAUAUAUCAACAGAAAAUCGUUAAUCUAACCAUCAGAGUAGAAUAUAUGGAGAAGAACAGCAUAUCUUACACAGAGCUGGACUUCGAGUUACUGAAAGUGGAAAUCAUUGAACUGGAGAGACUGGUCACUCAGCUGAAAUCCAGUGUUGUUGGAAGCAAUGUUAUUGUUGAACAAAUAUAUCUGGAGAUCACAAAUCUGACUAUCCUGGUAAAUGAAUUGGAAUCAUUGGACAAAAACAAUAUCCUUGCAAUUCGACGACAAAUUACAUCUCUGCAGAAUCGAUUGAAAGAGUGUGAGGAGAGCAGAAACCAAACUACAGUUCCUCCCUAUAUCCCACCAGGUAGCUGCAUUCACCGUGGACCGAUGAAUAUUAGCCAGCCCUAUGUUGUAAAGCUGAACUGGAGAGGAUUUUCCUACAAAUAUGGUUCCUGGGGUAGAGAUUACUCUCCUUCUAAUCUGGAGGAAGAAGUCUAUUGGGUUGCACCAUUGAAUACAGAYGGGAGAUAUCUGGAAUAUUAUAGAAUUUAUAAUUCCUUUGAUAAUUUGUUGCUGUUUGCACCAACGUAUGAAAAUAGAAUAAAAUAUGGGGAAGGCAGUGGUGCUGCUCUUUAUAAUAAUUUUUUCUACUAUCAUGCUUACAAUACAAGAAAUAUGGUGAAGCACAAUGUAAAAACAAACUCCAUAGAUUUGAGUAAGGCCCUUCCAGAUGCUGUUAUUGGUAGCCGCUUCUCUUACGCAGGUGUAUCAUGGCAAGACAUAGACUUUGCCGUGGAUGAAGGUGGAUUAUGGGUAGUGUAUUCAACAGAAAAUAGCAUGGGUAACAUCGUGAUUAGCAAACUCAAUGAGACCACACUUGAUGUGCUGAAUACUUGGCAGACAAGACAGUACAAGCCAUCUGUUUCCAAUGCUUUCAUGAUAUGUGGUGUUCUGUACGCCACAAGGACACUCAGUACUAGGAAAGAGGAAAUCUUCUACAUGUAUGACACAAGUACUGGCCACGAAAGUACUAUUAGUAUUAUUAUGGAUAAAAAAUUAGAUACAAUCCAGAGUAUAAAUUAUAACCCCAUAGAUCAAAGACUGUAUGUUUACAACGAUGGUUAUCUUCUAAGGUAUGAUCUGACCUUUCAACCUUAGUAUCUCAGGGAUACAACCAGGUGGUAAAAUUGGGCAGCAACUAAAACGAGAGAUCCGAAAUGCCUUUUCUCAAAGUUAAUACCAGUUUAGAGUUCAUUUGGUCUGAUAAACAGUAUCUACUGGAUGUUAUAUAUAUUACUUUGAUUAGUCUCCUUAAGGGA